This is a messenger RNA of Ectocarpus siliculosus, 1575 nucleotides long. NCBI's taxonomy places the organism in Eukaryota, Phaeophyceae, Ectocarpales, Ectocarpaceae. The record is from the annotation of a GenBank genome assembly.
AUGCUCGACGAGAAGCAGGACAAUGAGUUCCACAUCAUCGUCAACAACGAGAAGCUGGAGGAGAUCAAAGCUAAUGAUGGGAACACGUACGUGGUCAUGCCCCUCUUCUCCAAGGUCUCGUACGGCGUCGAGUUCGUGGAAGAGGUCAAAGGCCACGGUGCGGCAGAGAAGAUCUCUCAAAAGUGGCCCGUGUGCCCGUACAAGGUGGUCGUGAGGAAUUUGUCCGCCAAGAUCCAAAAGACCACUCUCUACGUCGACGGGCAGAAGGUGUGUCGAAAGCAUGUGCGCGCGGGAGAAAACCAGGUGUUUGAGGGGAUUCCCACUGCAAAAGGCAUCCAGGAGCUCCUUUUCUCCCUGCCAAGGUUUACCACCUUGAAGGAACAGCAGGGCAACAGCGGCGGACGGGCGCUGAAGAAGUCACGCACGAGUGAGAUUGGGGUGGUCAAGAUUGUGUGGAACGACUGUGUCAAGACUGGCAAAAGGUCCUCGUCCCGUCACCGGAAGUACUCAACGACCUCCUUCACGCAAGCGAACAAGUCGGACGCGAAAGCGACGGGCGCUGGUGCAGGAGGGGGCAGCAGCGAGAAGGCCUUCGCGUCUACAACCAGGGCAGGCAAGGUCAUCCGGCUGAAUGAGCCUAAAUCCUGCACGGUUUCGACGUAUCAUAACGUCGGAAAGCCGUGGGAAGCGCGCUUGUUGUACCGCACAGAACACCACUUACAGGACAUCGGCGUCCUCGGAACAAGCGAAACUGCGGCACAGGAGAUCGAGCGAAAGGCGAAGCGCGCGAGGCGCCGGAAGAAGGCCAAGCUCCAGGGCGGCCCCUCCUCUCCCCCCGUCCUUGUCAUGGAAGACGACCCCCCGCCCCUGGUAGCCGCAACCGACGUAAAGCCUGUUUUGUGAAGGCGUGCGGCACCGAUGGUCGGCAGGGCGGGAUGAUGAGAUGAAGGCUUGGUUGCCCUUUGGAAGGAGCUGAGCCAGAUGGGGGAGAGACAGUCGCUCCGUUGUUGUGUGUCGUUGGGAACCGGGACGGGGGUUGCUGCUUGACAUGGCAGGAGAGGGGAGGGGAGAGACUAGAGAAGGAUCAAGGGGGCGGCGGUGCACUUAUGUGAAUCUCAAGGAUAACACCUCCUCCUUGGCAUCCGCAUCUAUCCAGCGCUCCGCGGCUUUGGAUCUUGACUGUCACAUUCACUGGUAACGGGAGAUUCGCCUCCGGUAUGCUCCGUUGGGUUAUCGCCGCAAGGCCCAUGAAUCACUUAGAGCCCUUCCAUCCACCCGUCUGCCCCACGCCCAAUAUUUGUUCGUUUUCGGAAAAAGCAAACAGAGCAGGAGGAGUUGGUUAUAGAAGGGUGCGAUUGGUUGCCGCUGCUUGGACAGCUUGCUCCUAGUUAGUGCGGAACAGUUAAUAAUGUCUGCGUUUGAAGCUAUUCAUCAUGUGUGGAGAACGCGUUUCUUUCCGCACGAUAUGCAGAGCUGCUACAUGCAAGCGUGUGUGUGAGGGCUGGUACUCUUUGCUAGAAUUUGGAGAAGAUAGAUUACUGAUAGUUGAGUUCUAGAAGGAAAAUACCAAGGUGU